Molecule: messenger RNA, 906 nt
Organism: Aspergillus pseudoviridinutans
Lineage: Eukaryota; Fungi; Ascomycota; Eurotiomycetes; Eurotiales; Aspergillaceae
Product: SDR family NAD(P)-dependent oxidoreductase
Exons: 2
Coding region: 1-906 (301 amino acids)
Source: RefSeq, a predicted model, not a curated record
AUGUCGCACCUGCAAGCUUCGAAAUUGUUCUCCAUCCACGGAUGUGUUGCUGUUGUGACCGGGGCUGGAAGUGGAUUGGGACGUACAAUGGCCCUUGCGCUAGAUGCGAACGGUGCCUCAAAGGUCUUCAUCAUUGGCCGACGCGAGGACAAGCUACAAGAGACUGCAUCCCUCGCAAUCAACAAGACAAUCAUAACCAUCAAGGGCGACGUCUCAUCUAAGGAAUCAUUACAGGCGGCCUACGACUCCAUCGCAUCUCAGACGGACCAUGUCGACCUCUUGAUCGCAAACAGCGGUGUGAUGGGUCCAUCUGCUCGCCCGCCAGCCGCAAAAGCGGACGGGUCAAAACCAAGCCUCGCAGAAGUCCGUGAUCAGCUAUGGUCUGUACCCAUGGAGGAUUUUUCCAAGGUCUUCGAUAUCAACAUCACAGGGUCAUAUUAUACUGUUCUCGCUUUCCUGCCUCUGCUUGAGGCAACGAAUAAGAGGAGACCGGCACCUGAGAAGAAUAAGCUCUCCCCACCGACUGCGCAGGUUGUCAUCACCAGUUCGAUUGCGGGUUUCAUUCGGCAGGUGCCCUUCAGUUUUGCGUACAGUCUUUCCAAAUCUGCAGUGAAUCAUCUUGUCAAGAUGCUUUCGACUACGCUGAGCUCGUACGAUAUCCGAGUCAAUGGCAUUGCGCCAGGCCUAUAUCACUCGGAGAUGUCUGCGGAAGCAUUCAAGGGCGGAGAUAGGGGCAUUUCUGACGGGUCGUUCCCACGCGAAAGGAUUCCCCUCACGAGAGGUGGUAGUGAGGAAGACAUCGCGGGUCUGAUUCUUUGGCUGGCGAGUGCUUCCGGUGGCUACAUCAAUGGUAGCAUCAUCGUCACUGAUGGAGGACGAACCGCAGUCCACCCGGCAUCGUAUUAG